Molecule: messenger RNA, 387 nt
Organism: Staurois parvus
Lineage: Eukaryota; Metazoa; Chordata; Amphibia; Anura; Ranidae
Source: the annotation of a GenBank genome assembly
CUGUGUCCCUCGGACACAGCGUAUCAUCGAUCCACAGAAAGAGCCAAAGAUGUCGGCUCAGUCAUCAGUGCCACCUGCCAGUGCCCAUUAGUGCCAGAUUUCAGUGCCCAUCAGUGCCACAUCAAUGCCACAUAUCAGUGCUCAUCUGAGCUGCCUUUCAGUGUCACCCAUCAGUGCCAGUCAGUGCCACCUAUCAAUGCCAGUCAGUGCCACCUAUCAGUGCUGCCAGUCAGUGGCACCUAUCAGUGCCAGUCAAUGCCGUCUAUCAGUGUGCAUGCAUCAGUGCGCCUAUUAGUGCCCGUCAGUGCUGCCUAACAGUGCCAGUCAGUGCCACCUAACAGUGCCAGUCAGUGCCACCUAUCAGUGCCAGUCAGUGCUGCCUAUCAG